Lytechinus variegatus (green sea urchin) is the source of this 3422-nucleotide messenger RNA. It is a transcript of the gene esf1, whose product is annotated as ESF1 homolog. The record is from RefSeq and is a predicted model, not a curated record. Gene Ontology annotation, biological process: rRNA processing. Lineage: Eukaryota; Metazoa; Echinodermata; Echinoidea; Temnopleuroida; Toxopneustidae. The transcript is spliced from 11 exons. Bases 101 to 2503 code for a protein of 800 amino acids. Gene Ontology annotation, molecular function: RNA binding. Gene Ontology annotation, cellular component: nucleus.
GAAAAAACACAUGUCAUCGGGCAACCUCUGUUAAUGUUCCAUCUAAUGCUUCUUCAAUCGUCACAAAUUAGUUCAACUCGUCUCAUGUAGAAAUUUCACCAUGGAUUUCAAAAGUGAUUCCCGAUUUGCAGCUGUUGCCAAAGACCCUCGCUAUCGGCAGGUUCCGAAACUUGAACGAAAAGUUAAGAUUGAUAAGCGUUUCCAGGGCAUGUUCACAGAUAAACGAUUCAAGCUGAAAUACUCAGUGGACAAACGGGGUCGCCCAGAAAAUCAGACCUCCAAGGAGAAUCUGAAGAAGUUUUACGAACUGGAGGAAGAUGAGGAAGAGGCAAUAAAAGAUGUGUCAGAUGAAGACAGUGAGAGAGGUGAAAGUGCAGGGAGACAUUGUCUAAAGAAAAAACAAACAAGGAGGAGAAGUGGUCGAGAAGUUGUUAUGGCUUUCAAAAGGAGAAAAGCAAGGUUAUCUGCUUCAGAAGACAGAGGUAAAAAAAUCAGUGACACAUUCACAAAGAAAGCGAUGUCCAUACCCAGUUCAUCCAGAGACCAAUGCACAUUGAGGAGAGGUGACAGAUUAACUAGGAGUGAAGAGGAUGAUUCUGAUAGCGAGGAUGACGAAAGUGGGCUUGGCAGUGAUGAUACUCCUGAAAAGAGAUUGAGAGGAACAGUGCUAGACUCUGAAUCAGACUCUGAGUCGGACACAGACUCUAAGCCCUCAUGGCAGAAGCAGAUGGGCGUCGACUUUGCUCGCGGUGAAGGAAACAUAGAGACAAGUUCUUCCGAAUCUGACUCGGAUGAUGAGGUGGCAGUGACUUCUACACAGGGACCUGUCAUUGACGAGAUCUGCCACAGCUGGGGUGAACUGGAUGCAGAAGCUCCAAGGGAAGAAGCUACAAGUUGCAGAUUAGCUGUCUGUAACAUCGAUUGGGACUGCGUUACAGCCAGCGACCUCUUUGUACUUCUUAACUCGUUCAAGCCUUCUGGAGGAGUUCUUCAUUCUGUGAAGAUAUACCCCUCCGAGUUUGGCUUGGAGCGGAUGCGGGAGGAGGAUGCUAAGGGUCCACAGGAGCUGGUAGAGAAGGAUAAGAAGAAGGAGAAGUUGAGUGGUAUCCAGCAGGAGCGAUAUCAGAGGGAGAAACUUCGCAAGUAUCAGAUGCAGAGGUUGAAGUAUUACUAUGCUGUGGUCGAUUGUGACAGUGCUGAUACAGCCAAUGCUAUUUAUGACCAGUGCGAUGGCAUGGAGUAUGAAACUAGUGCAUCAAAACUAGAUCUCAGGUUUGUACCAGAUGACACCACCUUUGACCACGAACCUAAGGACACAGCCAGCGAGGCCCCGGACGCCUCUCAGUUCAAACCCCUGGAGUUCCAGACGACUGCCCUGACCCGGUCCAGCGUCCAACUGACAUGGGAUGAGAAUGAUAAGAGGAGGGCUAAGGAGACCGAUGAACUCUUCAAGAGCAGGAAGAAGAUGGAGGAGAUGGAGUCUCAUAUCCAGGCAUACCUAGCAUCAUCUAGUGAGGAAGAGGAGGAGGAGGAGGAGGAGGAUGGUCGGAAGGAUGGAGAUGAAGAUGAUUUAAAUGAAGAGGAUAGUGAAAAUGACAACCCUGAGAGCGAGAAGGACCGUAUCAACAAAUACCGGAAUCUCCUGAAAGGCAUAGAAGAGAAGGAGAAACAAGAUGGAGAUAAAGAUAUGGAGAUGGAGAUUUCAUGGGAACCAGGGCUAAAGGAAUCCACACAAGAAAUAGUGAAGAAGAAAGCAGAAUCCACAGAUGCUACUCCAUGGGAAAAAUACUUGGAGAAGAAGAAGGAGAAAAAGAAAGAACGUAAGCAGGAAAGAAAGAAACUGAGAGCCCAACAUGAAAAUAAGGCUGUUGAAACUGAAGAACCAAUGCAGGCUUUCAGUGAUGAUGAACUCCCAGAUGGUGUUGAUCUGAAUGACUCUUUCUUCAAGGAUUCUCUCAAGGAAAGCAAAUCAGGUGGAAAAAGCAAAAAGAAGGGAAAGAAGGAAGAAGUCAUGAAAACAGAUGAAGAAUUGAAAGAAGAGAAGCAAAGGAAGGCUGCUCUUGAAUUGUUAAUGCUGGAUGAAGAGGAUGAUGGCAGGCAGCACUUUAACCUUAAGAACAUCAUGGAGAAUGAGAACAUGACAAAAAGCAAACGCAAGAGGCAAUUGAAGCAACAGCGCAAGCUUGGCCAGCAGGAGGAAGCCCCAGCUGCCGUCCGAGACAACUUUGAGAUCAACACAGCAGACCCUCGAUUCGAUGCCCUGUUCACAUCACACGAGUAUGCCAUCGACCCGUCAGAUCCUCAGUACAAGAAGACCAAAGCGAUGGAGACAUUGAUCAGUGAGAAACAGAAGAGGAGGGAGAAGAGAGAAGUGGAAGAUGAAAAGAGAACUGUGGAGAAAAAAGAGAAAAAGAUGGACGUAGAGGUUUCACAGCUUGUCAGAUCAAUCAAGAAUAAGACUGAGCAGUUUCAUUCAAGAAAGAAACUCAAAACUGAUUCAUGACAAGGGCAACUCAGACAUUGAACAUUUCUGUGUGACAUAAGUAUUAAACCAAGAAAUGAAAAUGGAUUUAUUGUACCUUCAGUUUAUCAACAGACACAUUAUUUCACACACAUUUUUGAAAGAAAAUAGGUGAUUUUAAGCCAUCAAAAAUUUUUAAUUAUUGCAUUUUCAUAACAUAUGGGGGAGCUGCUCAUAUAUGAGGUCACAAGUCAAAACCUCAAACUUCUUAUAACUUUCUUAAUCUUCACGUUACGGUCUCUUUUAUUAAUAUUUCUGGUAUUUUUAAACCAAACUAUUCUUCAGGGUGAACUUCCCCUUUAAUCAUUACUAAUGUAAUGCAUAUUUAUCUACUACUAGGCUUAAGUAAUUCAUGCAAAUUUUCAACAAAUUAUAAAUGCCCAUUGAACAAAUUUUUGUAUGUUGAUACUUUGAGUCUAAUGCCCCCAAAAUAACUUGGGAAUGUGGUAUAUAUGUAUCAUAAUACUGUAAUCAAAUAAUGAUCAACAUGCUCAACAAAAUCAUGACCAUUUUCAUGAACUGUGUUCCAUGCGCGGUUCAGCAAACAGAAACCAGUUUCAGAUAAAUGCAUUUAGCUGUCGUGUCUGGUGACUGUGCAAAGUAUUAAAUUUGAUUUUCAUUACCAUGAUGGUACAUAAUCUAAUGAUGGAGUAUGACUACUAAAGAAACUGAUCUUUGGUGAGACAGCUGUACAAUAGAAUAUAUUGGGAUUUUUUUUUAAUCACAUCUGACAUCUUGGGACGCUUUGUUUAAUUAUGAUUCAGUAUGAAAUGUGCAUAAAUUCUGCAAAUAAUGGUACAUGUACAAAAUUUUGAAAUGUUUUCUUUUUAUUUGGUGCAUGUAGUUUCCUACAGAUGGAAGAAUUUCAUUGUGAUUCAAAUAAAUUUGCAGAAAGUUUCAU